Molecule: messenger RNA, 4217 nt
Organism: Mobula hypostoma (lesser devil ray)
Lineage: Eukaryota; Metazoa; Chordata; Chondrichthyes; Myliobatiformes; Myliobatidae
Exons: 20
Coding region: 147-2105 (652 amino acids)
Source: RefSeq, a predicted model, not a curated record
CUAUCGUUUGUAAAAUAGCAUUGCUGUGGUACCGAGAAACCGCCUCAUUGCAAUUACGUAUUCAUUUCUUCUGAAGCAAAGUUCAGCGGAGAGGAAAUUGGUCAAAGUUGAUCAGUUGAGUGCGAGUAAACGCUUGUGCUGAAGACAUGAGAAUGAUGAAGCAAUGGAGUUGGUGGCAUGGCCUGAAGUACCUGCGGUGGCCCCGGGCCGGAGCCUUGUCCCGCCUGCGCGGCCCGAGGUCGCACCGUGUGGGGAGCCGGCACUUCGCAACCCGACCGGGGACAGUGCGGGUAGGCUGCGCGUCCGGCUUCUGGGGAGACACUGCGAUCUCGGUUCCACAGUUGGUGUAUGGUGGAAACCUGGAUUUCUUGGUGUUUGAUUACCUGUCUGAAAUCACCAUGUCUUUGCUCACUGCUGCUAAAGCCAAAUCACCUAAUCUUGGAUAUGUACCUGAUUUUGUGCAGACUGCAAUGGCCCCAUUUAUUAAAGAUAUUCAUAAAAGAGGAAUCCGUGUGGUCUGCAAUGCUGGUGGUGUGAACCCUUUGGCUUGUGCUGCAGCUCUGCAGAAGGUUGUUGAGAAAGCACAAUUAGACAUGAAGAUUGCAGUUGUGACAGGAGAUGAUCUAAUGUUGAUGAAAGAUAUGUUGAAAGAAGUAGGCGUCACAGACAUGUAUUGUGGGAGUCCUUUUCCUGAAAGUGUCCAAAGUAUGAAUGCAUAUUUAGGUGCCCAACCAAUCGGCAGAGCUCUGGAUCUCGGAGCUGAUGUGGUGGUGACUGGCAGAUGUGUCGACAGUGCCCUCGUUCUGGGACCUCUAAUUCAUUAUGUUCUAGAUUCUCCCAAGGUAAAUUGGCAAACGGGACCUUGGAACCUGCCAUGGAAUAACAGGCUUCUAUACCUCUUUCCUGAGGGUAACAACGUAAAGAGGUUUGGCUGGAAAAAAAAUGAAUUUGACCUGUUGGCUGCUGGAAGUCUUGCAGGUCAUCUGAUUGAGUGCGGCGCCCAGUGCACAGGCGGAAUAUUUACAGACUGGCAUAGAGUUCCUGACUGGGAUAACAUUGGCUUUCCAGUGCUUGAAUGUUCCUCUGAUGGAAGUUUCACCCUUUCUAAACCACCUAAAACUGGAGGCUUGGUAUCAUUUGGUACUGUGUCUGAGCAGCUUGUGUAUGAGAUAGGUGACCCUCGUCACUACCAGUUGCCUGAUGUUGUCUGCAAUUUCUCCCACGUUACCAUAUCUGAAAUAUCAGGUAUAGAAGGAGGAGCUGUGCAUGUCCAAGGAGCAAAGGGAUUACCUCCUUCUGAUAGUUACAAGAUUUGUGCUACGUAUUUGGAUGGAUACCGAACAACAGCUGUGUGUCCUGUGGGAGGAUGUCAGUCUGUAAAGAAGGGAAGACGAACAGCGGAGAGCAUUCUAAAGAGAGUGCGACGCAUGUUCAAGGAAGUUGGACUAGUUGACUUCAAAUCGGUGAAUGUUCAGAUUCUGGGAUCUGAAGAAACCUACGGAGAUCAAACUGCAAGCAGAACUUAUAGCCCUCGGGAAGCUGUUAUUUGGUUGGCAGUUCAUCACAUGGAGAAGAAAGCCCUGGAACUCUUCUCCCGUGAAAUCGCUUCAGCCGGUUCUGGAAUGGCACCAGGUCUAACUGGAAUUGUUAGUGGAAGACCCAAGGUGUCUCCUGUUCUAAAGCCAUUCUUCUUUUUACAUCCAAAACAGAAUGUUACGAUUGAUCUAUUUAUGAAUGGAAAUCAUGUGGAAACACUUAAAGAAGAUUUUAACUAUCCACAUUCGUCUGCGUCAGAAGAAAAUGCAGAACAGGAGCAGGAUGACCUAAUUGAUUUGCCUACUGGCCCUUGCAGCUAUCGACUAGAAGAACUAGCCUACACCAGGAGUGGUGACAAAGGCAACACCGCUAACAUAGGUGUCAUCGCUCGGCACCCUCUCUAUUAUCCUUAUUUACGGAAAGCAGUGACUGCCAAGGCUGUGGAGGAAUAUUUCCAGCAUUUAAUACAGAAGGAAGAUUCUGACACAAUGAUGGUAACCAGGUUUAUCUAUGCAGACGACCUAUGCAUAGCAACACAAGCUAACUCCUUCCAAGAAGUUGAAGUAUGACUUACAGAAGUCCUCGAAGGAAUGAAGUAGUAUUAUGAAAAAUGGUCUCUGAACCCAAAUCCAUCAAAAACUCAAGUGUGUGCAUUCCACUUGAGGAAUUGAGAAGCAGCUCGGAAACUCAAAAUCUUCUGGUGUGGGAAGGAGCUCGAACACCAUCUGACUCCAAUUUACCUGGGCGUGUCACUGGAUAGGAUGCUUUCAUUUGCCACCCACAUCCAAAAACUCCAAGGGAAAGAUGGCUCUCGUAAUUCUCUCUUGAAAAAAUUAGCAGCCACGAAAUGGGGAGCUAAUGCUCACACACUUAGAUCAACUGCCCUAGAACUCUGCUAUGCACCUGCAGAAUAUGGGGCAGAUCAACCCAUGCAAAGAAAAUAGACCCGUUGCUUAACGAAGCCUGCCAAAUAAUCACGGGCACACUGUGCCCCACACCCAUUAACGUCAUUUACAGACUUGCAGGCAUUGCUUCCCCAGAGAUCCAAAGAUACAAUACAAGAAAAUUUGAACAAGGUAAACAGAACUUGGAUCCACAGCACCCACUACAUCAUCAUGUACCCGUUUCAAACGCCUAAAAUCAAGGAAAAGCUACAGUGGAGGAACUACCGCACGGAACAUCCCCGCAAACAUACAGGAUUGACCUCUGGCAACAAACAGAAGCCAGAACCCCGCCAAACAAUACAGUGCAAGACCCCACAGAAAUGUUGCCAGACGGGGCACUGCUUGACAGACGGAAGUGGUGCACUCUCAACAGAGCGGGCGGUUGUAGGACAGUAGACAAUAUGGUGAAGUGGGGUUUAAAGACCAGCGAAUCCUGUGAGUGUGGUGAAAGGGUGCAGAACAUUGAACACAUUCUGCGCAACUGCCCACUCUCACCUGAUUUAGCUGACCCUGUUCAACAUCAACCAAACAACACUGGAGUAUCUGGCUGUCUGGUGCGAUGAUGAUGAUGAAUAAAAAUAUUGAACAAUAAAUAAUUUUGUAUGGGGUAAUCUUAUCCUCUAGUAGCCAAAUCAAGUCUAAUAUUUUCAGUACCACCCUAUCCUCAUGAUCAGACCUCUACUGUCCAACGUAUGCUGAUACCUCUUCCUUCAACUGCUUUCACUGCCAUUUGGUACUUCCAGAAAUAGACUUUUGCUGAGUCCUCCACACCACUGAGUACUGUAUUAUGGUUAGUGCAGAGCAGGGGAUCUGUCCGUCUGAAAAGUCCAUACCAGCCAGAGUAUGUCUAGAAGCAACCCAGCCAGUCUAUUACACCAGCUAUUUCCCACUUCACUACACAUUCUUUCCUUUAUUCAGCUCCCUUAUGAAUGCGUUUUUUAAUGAUUUGAUUCUUCUGCCAAACAACUUUGUUCUGUGUCCUCUGUUUCUUGGCUCCUCUGCCGAUGGGAAUAUUUUCACUCUACCUGUCUUCAUGUAUUUAAGUGCCUCCAUUUGUCUGCCACAUUAAUUCAACAUCCACUCCCGCUCUGAUCUUUCUGCCUGUGACCACACAACAUCUCAUUUUCCAUUUGGGCACUUCAGGACUCAGCGCUGAAUUCUUCGAUUUUGGAUAUCUUAACUCAUUCUUCCUUUCUAUCUUUAUUUAUCUUUGAAUUGAAUUGACUUUUUUUCUUACAUCCUUCACAUACGUGAGGAGUAAAUAUCUUUGCGUAACGUCUCUAUCUGAAUGUGCAAUAUACAGAUUAUAGUCAUUUGUAAUAAAUAGUAUGUACAGUAAGAUACACAACAGAACAGUCAUUUUAGCUUAGAAAUACAAUUGUGUCAGCAUGAAUUAAUCAGUCUGAUGGCCUGGUGGAAGAAGCUGUCCCGGAACCUGUUGGUCCUGGCUUUUCUGCUGCUGCGGUACCGUUUCCCGGAUGGUAGCAACUGGAACAGUUUGUGGUUGGGGUGACUCAGGUCCCCAAUAAUUCUUUGGGCCCUCUCUAAACACCUGUCUCUGUAAACAUCCUGAAUACUGGGAAGUUCACAUCUACAGGUGAGCUAGGAUGUCCGCACCACUCUCUGUUGUGUCCUGUUAUUGAGCGAAGUACUGUUCCCAUACCAGUCAGGAUGCCCUCAACUGUAGGAAGUUCUUAGGAUUUGGGAACUCAUGCCAAACUUCUUCAACCGUCUGAG